UGCAGGCGAUGGAGAGGGCCAUGCAGUUCCACGAGACGCUGCAGAACCUGAUGGAGUGGCUGGACAGCAGCGAGGAGAGGCUGGACGACAUGGGCGCGCUCGGAGCAGACACCGAAGCCAUCAAGCAGCAGAUCAAUGAACUCAAGGUGUAUAAGGCGGAUGUGGACCCGCGCACGGUGGACGUGGAAGCGUUGAAUCAGCUCGCACACGACAUGAUGGAGCGGGCGUCGCCGGAGUCUGCGCAGGCAAUCCGCGCUCCCCUCGAUGAGGUCAACCGACGCUGGAACUCCUACAGGGAGAGAUCGUAGACAGACAACACAAGCUGGAGGCGGCGCUGCUACAGCUGGGACAGCUGAGGCACGCCAUCGACGAGUUCUUCAGCUGGCUAGACAUCCAGGACGCGCAGCUGAAUCGUGCCGUGCCCAUCUACGGAGACCCCAAGUCCAUUGAGAUCGAGCUAGCAAAGCACAAGAUCCUACAAAACGACAUCCAGGCGCACGAAGCGAGCAUCGAUUCCAUCGUGGACGCCGCGCGCGCGCUCGCCGCCGACUCCCCAGAG
Priapulus caudatus is the source of this 559-nucleotide messenger RNA. Its product is annotated as microtubule-actin cross-linking factor 1-like. Lineage: Eukaryota; Metazoa; Priapulida; Priapulimorpha; Priapulimorphida; Priapulidae. Gene Ontology annotation, molecular function: protein binding; structural molecule activity. The transcript has 6 exons. Gene Ontology annotation, biological process: wound healing; intermediate filament cytoskeleton organization. Bases 9 to 308 code for a protein of 99 amino acids. The record is from RefSeq and is a predicted model, not a curated record. Gene Ontology annotation, cellular component: cytoplasm; intermediate filament; membrane.